AUGAAAUUCUCAAGGUCUGAACCCUUGCUGCCGGAACUGGUAUUGCCAGAUGGCAUGGAUCCAGAUGAUGAUUGGAGGGCGAUGACCGAAGAAGAAGAAUCGCUGGUGCAGGAAGAGCAAAGUUUGAAAAAAGAAAUUGAAGAGGAAGAAAGCAUUUGUAUUGAUGACGAGCUGGAAAGGCAGGUAGCUGCUGAGGCAGCCGCAUUGGAACAGCAGGAAGUUGACGAAGCAGAAAAGGUUGCUAGUGGACUUUGCUGCAUUUUUGAUUUGUGA
Molecule: messenger RNA, 273 nt
Organism: Gongylonema pulchrum
Lineage: Eukaryota; Metazoa; Nematoda; Chromadorea; Rhabditida; Gongylonematidae
Source: the annotation of a GenBank genome assembly